Molecule: messenger RNA, 3308 nt
Organism: Belonocnema kinseyi
Lineage: Eukaryota; Metazoa; Arthropoda; Insecta; Hymenoptera; Cynipidae
Gene: Bsg
Product: basigin
Exons: 5
Coding region: 547-1650 (367 amino acids)
Source: RefSeq, a predicted model, not a curated record
CGCGGCCUUGCCGUACUCGUGUUUCGAACGUUUGGCUUUCGAUUUUAGAUUUCAGGGCGUCCGUUCCCCCUCAAAGUUUGAUCAGUGAUUCCCAGUGAUUCCGUGUGAAUGAUAAGAUAAAGCUUCCUCUCUUCAUAUCGAAAGACAGUGAUCGCGAAACCGAUUCCAGGAUUCUUACUCUAAACUGUGUGACGUAAAACUCGCGCUGGCAUUUGACGUUAAGGUGAAUUUCCUUCGUUAUUUCUCGUUCCUCUCGUCUCUUUUCGUGCCUUUAAGUGAUUGUGGUGGUAGCACUGUUAGUGCCCGAGAAGGAAAAAAACUGUGGUGGUGGAGGUGGUGGUGACGGCUAGUAGACAAGGCGGAUUUUUCGUGGGCCUCGUCUCGUAUAAUUUUUUUCACAAUUAUACGAUUUUAAGAAACAUCUCACGCUGGAUCGAGUGACACGAAGACCGUUGUAGCAGAAAAGUGCGUGUGGGAUUGUGUGAGUGUGUUUGUGGUGUGUCAGGGAUAACGUCGAGCGACCUAGGUAUCGUCAUCACCAGCGAGAUGAGGACCCAGGCUGCCUUCUUAAUGCUCGGUCUGCUAUAUUUAGCGGGCACCCUCGACGUAGUAAACGCAGAAGUCUUAUACGAGGGACCAGAAAGCGUGAAGAAUGGCUCGGCUUGGACCAUCAGCUGUAAAGGCUUCAACGGAAAGGGAGAUGUCAGUUGGACCAAAAAUGGCCAAACUCCAGAAGAACUAUCCCAAGGAGUUGCGAGGGUAUUCACUAAUGACACCAUUAGUGAGCUAAGUAAUGAUGUUGCAUUGGAGCACCACGAGGGAGUCUACAAGUGUGCAAAGAGCUCCAACAAUACGUUUCGAUUAAUUGUUACCACCGAUAUCAUCUACAAAAUAGUGCUCUAUGGACAUGAGCACAUCAACAAAACAACCAAGACCGGGCUGUUGAAACCACUAGUGAUUGAAUGUGGCAACUAUUCGGGUAAAGAUGUAGUAGAAUGGACGAAGGAAGGCAAAAAAAUAAGCGACACAAGUUUGGGAGCAAAAUAUGAACUUUUGAAGUUCAACGGAUCAAAUCUAGUGGUGCUAAGGAACGAUCUCGAAGUCCUAGGAAAUUACACCUGUGUCAACAAAAAUCAAAGUUACACCCUCAGGUUCAGAGUUGUCCCUCUGCCGGUCCCGAAGUUCGAAGAGGAGUAUAUUAAUGUUGUCGAGGGUGAGAAGUUACACGUAGUUUGCGGCGGAAAUCUCUAUCCGGGAAUCAAAAUCGAGUGGACAUUUAAUGACAUUACAUUUAACGCCACUGAGGGAAGAUUUGAACUUACGAGAGACCUACAGAAUGGCGUCAACGGAGCUUCUCUGACCAUACGAAAUAUGCAGAUGACAGACACUGGUUAUGUGAAAUGCAAAGUUUGGUACGAGGGAAAUGAAUUAUUAAACGGAACGGUAAAAGCCGACUUGAAAGUUAAAGACAAGCUUGCUGCUCUCUGGCCAUUCCUUGGCAUUUGCGCCGAAGUCGUCGUUCUCUGUGCCAUCAUCCUCAUCUACGAGAAGAAGCGCAACAAGGCUGAGCUCGAAGAGUCUGACACUGAUCAAAGUCCAGACACUAAACCAACGCCCAACAAAGACUCUGACGUAAGACAGAGAAAGUAAUUCUUAGGAGAAAUAGCAGCGGCGUAAGAAAGGUGCGGAGAGAAGUAAGGUGCUGAUCGUGUGUGGAGAAAUGAGGGAGGCAGAACUGGGAUUCGUCAAAAAGUCUGAAGGGUGCCACGCAAUAUCCCUUUUUUACGCUUCGUCAGUCCAGAAAGAAAAUGAAAAAUGAGCAAUGAUUUCCGGUCUUUCAACCGGUGGCUGGCACGAAAGUCCAUUCCCGUUGCGAGUAUUAAUAGAGACUUUGGGAAGCAUUCGAAUAAUGAAUCGAGAAAAAAGCUCGAGGUCCGCAUUUCGACGACGAGCGCGGAAUUGCUAGCCAAGGCAAGGCCAGGCCCAAGCCCAGCCAGGCAAGGCAAGGCUUAUAAGCAAAUAAGCAAAUAAGAGUGAACUAGGGGAGGAGAAACUAAUUAGUCAUUUUUACGCUUACUUCUCAAACACGUCGCCCGUUCGUCGUUCGUCUUGCCCGCUUACGUAAUGCCUACAGCCGCAGAAACAUGCGCAAUUUACAAAUUGCGCGCGCGCACGCGUUGCUGUUGUCGUUAAUAAAUAAAACAUUGUACCAUCAUUUAUUACCAUUAUUACUAUUAAUUAUUACGAUUAAUUAAUUAAUAAUUAUACAGAUACCGUUACGAUGAUUUUUGAGUAUUAUGACUACGAUUAUAAUUGUUAAUAUUACCGUUACUACUUGUAUCGUUAAGGCUACUGUUAAGACCGACACAACUAGCGAUUUAGAGCACGAUGACCGUGCCCGGCCGAAAGUGUGAUUAGGGGCGUAAUUCUCCGUUUCCUCGGGAGAGCGCGACGAUCGCAAACUUUGCGCUUCCAACUCGAAAUAAUUAAAUGACUCCAGCUCGCUUUUCCGGGUUGGAAAGGGGCUUUUGGAGAUACAGAUUAUCGAUAUAUCGACACCAGUGGAAUGAAAGUCUCGAUCCUCGCAGCCAACAAGCGGAAUUACUGCCUUCGGUGAAAACCUACCUGCCUUCGUACUUCUUAAAUUCUAAGAGAAUCGAUUUUUCACCCCGCGGGCGGAAGCGAACGAGCGACGUCUGUCAACCUUGACCCUGACAUUUUGCUAGAGCUUUCAUAUGUAUCCUUUGUCGCGACGAUUUUCCUCGAUGGAAAUUCACAAGCUAGUUUUACUUGCGAGUUGUUUUUCUUCUUCUUCUUUUUUUUUUCGUUUUUUUCUUCUUUUUUUCCUUUUGUUUUGUUAGGAAAACAGUUAAAUGAUCGCUAUUCUCUCAUUCUCUCGAGUUGUGCUGGAGACACAAUGUUUUAAAGUCUAAUUCGUGUCGAAGAAAAGGAUGUUAUAAAUAUGUAUAUCUAAUGUAAUACUCUAGAGUCUAAGUAGGUUUUAAUUUCUCUCAAUGACCCUUCUUAAGGUCGCACCUAAGUACCGCUGUCAACGACGAGAAACCCGUAUUCAACGGGAACUAUAAAUAUUCAAUGAAGAUAAAAAAAAAGAAAUAUUGAAACAAAAUACUUAACUGUAUAUGCAGAGUUUGUAAAGUUUGUGACAAUUUUAGGUUUCUAAGAUCGUUGAACGGGAACUUGCAGCCUAAAAUCGAUCCUGACGAUCUCCCGAUGAUACUCGAGAAUAUUAAGAGCCCUUAAUAUGCCUUCUAAGGUCUUUAAGAAGAAUAAACGAUAUUGACACGUUA